CGUUGGCUGACGUUUUUCGCAGAAGACAAUUUUGAUGACGAUGAUCGAUGAUGACAAGGACAAACCUCAUCCCAAGGCCAACACGAUGAUGAAUGAGGAAGAGAAGAAAGAGUGUCGAUCGAGAUGGUGCUUCCGUUCAGCUCAAUAGAGUUUCAAGCUUCCAGCUAAAAUACUCCUGACAAUGAUCAGGUCCUUGACGCUGUUUCCCGCGGUGGCAUGGCUGCUCGGUAAUAAUCUCUUGCUUUCGUCGCGCCAGGAGGUAUCUGCAUUCGUUGCCACACCCUAUUAUGGCUCUCGAACUCAUCAUCGGUCGCAACCGUUCCUUCUUCACGCUGUCAAGACAGAUGAAGAGAUUCUGGAGAUUGUGCGCGAAGGCAUUGCAGAAGCCGAUGCCACGGCGGCAUGGAACGAGUGCGUGACACUACUGCAGGACUCUGGGGUAGUAGUGAUUGCAACGACCCAACAAGAGACGGAGAUGAUCUUGGCCACGGCAUUGGAAUGGAGAGGUUGGGCGCGAGUGUCGUCUGCCAUGGCCCGCAAGUUUAUGAAACCCAAACAACCCGAUCCAGUCAAGUUGCAAGCGGCGUUGCAGUGGUUGAAAGACGGUCCCUUGGCAUUGUCGGGAGAUGCGCUGGGAGAGGCGAUUCAACAGAGUCCCGCGGCGUAUCUGAUUGACCCCGAAGCAGCCUACCAAGAAGCCUUACAGACGGCACCCGCCAAAUACAAGGAUCCCGACUAUUUCAAGGCAGUCUUGCUACAAGAUCCGUCCGUCUUGGAAUGCAGCUACAAUUGCGUCGACGAGGGAUGUGGCUCGGAAUGUGGAAAUUGUUGGGUUUCGUAUGAAAUCAAACGCGGAAGUAGCGUACCUGACCCCUUUUAG
Seminavis robusta is the source of this 880-nucleotide messenger RNA. The record is from the annotation of a GenBank genome assembly. Lineage: Eukaryota; Bacillariophyta; Bacillariophyceae; Naviculales; Naviculaceae.